UACGCUUCUUCCACCUGGUGCUUGGAUGAACUUUCAAAGAUUCUUGAAUGCAUGGAAGACACUAAGAGAAUUCUGCCAAUCUUUUAUGACGUGGAUCCUUCCCAUGUACGACACCAAAGAGGGAGUUUUGCGGAAGCCUUAACUAAGCAUGAAAAAAGGUUUAGUGGAGAUGUAGAGAGGGUAAAUUGGUGGAGAGCUGCUUUAAGAAAAGCAGCUAAUCUCUUCGGGUGGGAUUCAAAACAUGAAGAGUUUAGUGGAGAUGUAGAGAAGGUGAAUCGGUGGAGAGCUGCUUUAAGAAAAGUUGCCAAUCUCUCUGGCUUAGAUUCAAAGAAUUAUAAGUGUGAAAGAGAGCUUAUCAAAGUCAUUGUCAAACGUGUGUGGGCCAAAGUGAAUCCUACUACAUUUAGGAGGUUAGAUUCUCAAGAGAAGUUAGUCAGAAUUGAUUUUUCCCUUGAGCAACUACGUUUGCAAUUGGAUCUCGAGGCAAAUGAUGUUCGCUUUGUAGGGAUAUUGGGGAUGGGCGGGGUAGGGAAAACAACCCUUGCUAACCUAGUUUUUGAAAGAAUUUCCCAUAAUUUUGAACUUAGCUCUUUUCUAUCAAAUGUGAGAGAGGUUUCUGCAAAACAUGGUAGUCUUGUUGAUCUACAAAGACAACUUCUUUCCCCAAUCUUAAAGGAAAAUAUUAUCCAAGUUACAGAUGAACGGUCAGGAAUCUUUUUCACUAAAAAAUGUUUAUGCAAUAAAAAGGUUCUUAUCAUCCUUGAUGAUGUGGAUCAAUUAAAACAACUUGAAACACUGGUUGGAGAGAAAAAUUGGUUUGGUUUGGGGAGUAGAAUUGUCAUCACUACUAGAAAUGAACGUCUACUAGUUGAACAUGGUAUAACGAUACCAUAUGAGGUCAAGGCAUUACAUGAUGAUGAAGCUCUUGAGCUAUUCAGUCAAAACGCCUUUAGGAAAAGUCAGCCUGAGGAAGGUUUCCUGGAAUUGUCUAAGUGUUUCCUACAUUAUGCGAAAGGCCUUCCAUUAGCUCUUAAAACUUUGGGGAGUUCUUUGUAUAUGAGAGAUCAAGAUACAUGGAAUAGUGUGUUGUAUAAUCUAAAGAAAAUUCCUGAUCCAGAAAUUUUUGAUUCACUCAAAGUAAGUUAUUAUGGACUAAAAGAGAUGGAGAAGAAAUUUUUUCUCCAUGUUGCAUGUUUCCAUAAGGGGAAGCAUAGAGAGCAAGUAAUUGAAAUACUAGACAGUAACUAUGACAUUUCCAGUCGUAUUGUGAUAGCUAUUCUUAUUGAGAAAUCUCUCAUAACUAUUGUGAAAAAGCGCUCUCCUAGAAACACUGUUCAGAUGCAUGAUUUGAUACAAGAAAUGGCAUGGCAAAUUGUUCGUCAAGAGUCUCUCCAAGAGCCCGGUCAACGCAGUCUUUUGUGGCUCCGCGACGACAUUUCUUUUGUAUUCAUGAACAAUACGGGAACGGGAGCAAUUGAAGCCAUUGUCUUACAUUUUCCUGUAUCAGAAGUGGUGCAUUGGAAUUGUACUGAAGCCUUGUCUGAGAUGUAUGGAUUAAGGCUUCUUGAAUUUGAUAAUGUGAUCAUUUCUUUAGCCCCCAGAGUUCUUCCAAAUUCAUUGAGAAUUAUUCGUUGGAGUUGGUACCCUUCCAAAUCACUCCCAUCAAGUUUUGAACCAUGUUUCCUUGUCGAACUAAAGAUGCAUCAUAGCAAGCUUUUCCGGCUUUGGGAUGGAGCAAAGGACUUGCCAAAGUUGAAAUGUAUGGACCUUAGUUACUCUGAUCAAUUGACAAGUACCCCCGAUUUCACAGGCAUUCCAAAUCUUGAGAUUUUGCUUCUACAACAUUGUACGAAUUUAGUUGAGGUUCACUCGUCUUUUGCAGUUCUCAAAAGGUUGAAAGUUUUGGACCUUAGUUACUGCAACGGUAUUAAUAGUCUCCCAAGUGAGGUGGAAAUGGAUUCUCUUAUAAACUUUAAUCUCUCUGACUGCUCAAAAGUGAAAAAGAUUCCAGAAUUUGUGGGACAGAUGAAUAAUUUGUCCCAUCUUUAUUUACGUGGGACUGCUAUUGAGGAAAUACCUUCAUCAAUUGAACGUCUGGUUGGCCUUACUACACUGGAUAUAAGUAAUUGCAAAAGUCUCUUGGGUCUCCCGAGUGCGAUAUGCAAUUUGAAGUGUCUUGCAGAGCUCCAUUUGGAGGGAUGUUCGGAAAUUGACAAAAUGCCAGGGGAGAUGGAGAGUUUAGGGCUUCUUUAUUUAAAAAGAACUGCUAUGAGAGAGCCGCUUGUUGUUAUGAAAAAUCUUGUUUGUCUAUCCUUUCAUGGAUCAGUUGCUAAAUCAUCAACUUCAAAGGAUGGCUUAUUUAGAAAGAGUCACCCUGACCCUGACCCUUGGGGUUUGGUGUUGUCUUCUCUGAAUCGUUUAUGCUCUUUGUCAACCUUAGAUCUGAGUGAUUGUAAUAUUGGUGAAGGAGCCAUCCCUGAUGAUAUUGGCUGCUUGUCCUCUUUAAGAGAGUUGAAUCUUAGUGGAAACAAUUUCGUUAGCCUUCCCUCAAGCAUUAGAUUCCUUUCUAAGCUUGAGUUGCUUGAAUUGGUGGGGUGCGAAAGGCUUGAGCAAUUGCCAGAUCUUCCGCCAAAGAAAUUCUCAUUAUUUGUAAAUGUAGACAAUUGUAUUUCCUUAAAAAGGUUGUCAGAUCCAUCAAGGUUGAGCGGAGGAGCCAAUGUGUAUGAUUUUGAUUUCAGUUGUCUUAAUUGCUUCAAAUUGGUUGAAGAUGAAGGCUGGAUUCAUAGAAUAUUUUUUAUGAUAAUGAAAGCGUCCACUAAGAAGAUCUUUUCAACAUAUACCUCUAUUAUAUGUCCUGGAAGUGAAAUUCCAGAGUGGUUCAGUAAUCGAAGUGGGGGAGAUUCAAUAACUGUGGAGCUGCCUCCCCAAUCAUCAUGUAACAGCAACAGGCUUGGGAUUGCUGUAUGUGUUGUUUUUGAAGAUUCUGAAUAUUUGGAUAAUCCCGCUGCCCUUCUUGGAUAUGAUCAUUUUGACAUUCGAUCAUCUUUGGAUACUCAACACUUUAAAUUUGGGUAUCUUAAGUCACAACACCUUUGGGUUUUUUAUUAUCAUCCCCGCCUCAGGGAUGCCUCAAGCAGUCAUCGGUUUUCGUUCGAAUCGGAUUAUUAUUCAACGGGAUCUUCGAACAGACUCAAAACAAGCUCGAAUAUAAAAGAAUGUGGGGCCCGUGUGGUGCACGCGAGAGAUUUGGAAGAAUUCAGCCGAAUACUCAAAAUCCCCAAGCCAGCAGCACUACAUGCAUACCAUGACGAGGCAGGCCCAGUUGGUACUAGUGGAAGUGGUAGCUCUCAUGACGUCGAUGUACCAAACGGCAAAAGAUUCAAAAAAAUCAAAUAUUUUGUGCAAACGGAAGUGGUUGAAUCAUUCAAUGAUACUUGAAAAGCUAAUGCAGAAAUAUUUUUAUUGUUUCAGAAUGAAAUGGACAUAGUAACCAUAGAACAUCUGCAAAUGGUGCCUAACUGAAGCAUUUAGAACCGCACACUACUGAAUGAACAUCAGGUUUUAUUGGAAAGGAGAGGUGGUUAGUUCAUAAGGGAAGAAAGAAUAACAGAGGAGAGGCAAAGGGAAACGUGAGUUAGCUUUACAAAAACAUUAGCAGAAGUGGAGCAAUUAACAUAAUUAAAUUUUGAAAGUUCUCUGGAAAAACAGUGGCAUUAUCAGCUUGGGAAGAAUUGGCAAAGCCAGAGUUGAAGUACUCGGAAUACUAUCCAAGUUCCAUGGAGUUGGUUAAUGCGUGAACUCUUAUCACUUCUGAGGAGACCAACAACAUAGUUGAUUUUGAAGUCAUUGAUGCUUUCCAAAGGGUGUUCUCGUUAACAUUGGAAGAGACCUUCAUGUUGAUGCACUGCUGGAUGGUUUCUGCUGAAAUGGCUAUGGUGAUGAAAGGAAUACUAAAUCUGGUGAAUACGGAAGGUGCUCAAGUUGUAGAAAAACAGUGUUGGCUUGUUCUGCAAGGCUGGUGGAUGGAGGACAGCAUAAAAGCUUUCUGGCCUCCCCUUUUUUAUCUCUGCGAGUGACAAACUUGUUGGAACUCCUCUACAAGUUUGGCCUUUUGUGCUCCUUGUGGCAAUGAACUUUCUCUUGUAAUGAUAAAACAAAUAAGAAAAGGAAAUGCAAAUAUGGGGAAAGACAAAUGCAGCUAAACCUCCCAAUCCAAGAGCCAUCUCCACUAUCCUGUUUUUCUUCAUGAGAAUGAUCAACAGAGAUGCUGUUGAUAAUUGAAUCAUCUGAUGAAGCGCACAGGUGGAUGAGGCCCAAAAGUCUUGAAUCUCGACCUAUUCACAAUGUGAAAUUGAUCAUGGAGGGCAGAAUCUGUUGCAUUAUCUGCAAUGGCAGUAAGUGAGUAAUCAAAGCAUAAGACUUCAACAAAUGAGGAUGUAGCUUUCCUCUCGGUUUGUACUAGUAGUCUAUGAUUCUUAAUAUAUUGUGCACGUUUCAGUUUUUUCUCUUUUUCUUUUUUUCCAAA
Prunus avium (sweet cherry) is the source of this 4525-nucleotide messenger RNA. The record is from RefSeq and is a predicted model, not a curated record. NCBI's taxonomy places the organism in Eukaryota, Viridiplantae, Streptophyta, Magnoliopsida, Rosales, Rosaceae.